This is a messenger RNA of Saccostrea echinata, 470 nucleotides long. RefSeq lists its product as uncharacterized. Bases 16 to 339 code for a protein of 107 amino acids. The record is from RefSeq and is a predicted model, not a curated record. The transcript is spliced from 2 exons. NCBI's taxonomy places the organism in Eukaryota, Metazoa, Mollusca, Bivalvia, Ostreida, Ostreidae.
CUGCGCUAUUGUUUCAUGCCAGUGUUACAACUAGAGUUAUCUCAGAUAGUAGAGGAGUGGAACACACAUUUCAUAUCCCAUAGCAGAGUCGCACAAUGUCCUAAUGGCCGUCCAGACAUUUUACACUCGUUAGGGGGCCAAGACUGUUUGCAGCCAUUAAAUGAAGACGAUAUUGCCUUAGCCCUGAAUGAAGUUAAAGUUAGUAGUAUAAGUGGUUCUGUACAGUUUGAUGGACCAGCAAAUCAAAUAUUUGUGAAUAGAGGCAUGUCAGAUGCCAGUGAUUGGACCGAAGCUCUGCAUAAUUAUGUGGAACUGUUGUCAACGCUUCGAAAUAUGUAACAUCUUGUCUAAUGAUUAACUGAACAUUCAUAUCUGUUUAUUACUGUAUAAUGUGUCAUAAUGUGCAUAUUGUAUCAUUGCGUUGCUGUUGUACUGUCAUGUUGUAUUGUUAAUUUUGAAUAAACCUUCUA